AUGGUCGCAUGGUUGCCGUCAGACAUGCCUGGCAUCGACCCGAACAUCAUCUGUCACCGACUCCACGUCAACCCUGCCUGCAAGCCAGUGGCGCAGAAGAGACGCAACUUCGCACCCGAGCGAGUCGCUAUCAUCAAAGCCGAGAUUGACAAACUCCUAGCUGCUGGCUUCAUCGAAGAGGUCUUCUACUUAGAGUGGCUCGCCAACGUUGUUUUGGUGGCAAAACAAGAUAAGGGAAAGUGGAGAGUCUGCAUCGAUUACACGAACCUCAACAAAGCGUGCCCAAAAGACAACUUCCCAUUACUGAGAAUCGACCAAUUAGUGGAUUCCACUUUUGGAAAUUAG
This is a messenger RNA of Prunus armeniaca (apricot), 345 nucleotides long. NCBI's taxonomy places the organism in Eukaryota, Viridiplantae, Streptophyta, Magnoliopsida, Rosales, Rosaceae. The record is from the annotation of a GenBank genome assembly.